This is a messenger RNA of Vitis riparia (riverbank grape), 1686 nucleotides long. RefSeq lists its product as uncharacterized. The record is from RefSeq and is a predicted model, not a curated record. The transcript has 2 exons. NCBI's taxonomy places the organism in Eukaryota, Viridiplantae, Streptophyta, Magnoliopsida, Vitales, Vitaceae. Bases 515 to 1486 code for a protein of 323 amino acids.
CUCCACCAAACGAAUCUCUUUCCCUUUCUCUCUCCCUCUUCUGCUCUCCUUUUUCACUCUCUCCACAAUUAUAAUAUAAAUUAUUGUCCUUUCGCCUCUUUCGUGAACUCGGAGCGUUUUGUGUUGCCUCUAAACUCAUCAUUUUCCUAUGGGAGGCUAAACAUACGAAAAGAAAGUAGGGAGAGAGGGACGGUGAGAAGCUUUUUUCUAUUCAUCAUUCAGAAUUGUUUUGUGUAAGUUUCUUCAUUUGUGUCCUCUGCUGCUUUUCCUGCAAAUCGUUUUGUUGAAUAUCUCCUGAAUCCGUUGUCGUUUUCUUUAGACGUCCAUUUUUUCCGAGAAAAUCAAGUGCUUUCUCGGAAAGUUGAUUCAAAGGCGUCCCAUUUGGUUUGUUUCGAGUUCCAGGUGAUUUUCGUUUCUUUUUGUAACGGAGGUUGACAAACCAAACGGUCGCGAAUCUCUCAGGUUGAUGUAACUCGGUUUGUGUGAAAGUAGUGGUGUGCUUUGGAGAAGUGGAAUGGAGAUUUCGUCGUGUGCGGUUAGUUUCGUGUGUUUGGUGUUUGUGUUAUGUCUGUUUGAGCCAUCUUUGGCUGGACUGCUGGCUGAGCCGGCGGAUUCUCACCAGCAACCAAUGAAACCGGGGGAUUACUCCACGCCAAACACAGUUCCGGCAUUUCCGGUUCAGACGGAAACGCAAACGUGUCGGCUGGACCUCUCCGCGGAGCUUUUCGGUGGCGUGAAUGACGCCUGUGGCAGAAACCUUGAUCGGAGCCGGUGCUGUCCAGUGCUCGCCGCCUGGCUCUUCGCUGCUCACGCUCGGUCGGCGCUCCAGGUCGCUGCUCCGGCGCCGGCGUCUUCCGAUCUCCCAAUGAUGCCUGACGACUCGCAGAAGUGUGUUAACUCGCUUCAGAGCUCGCUCCAGAGUCGCAACAUCCACAUUCCUCAGCCCAACGCCACCUGCGAUGCGAUCCUCUGCUUCUGCGGUAUUCGCCUCCACCAGAUUACCUCCCUCAGUUGCCCCGCAGCGUUCAACAUUUCAUCCUACCGGAACGCCACUCCUACCGCCGCCGUCAAGAAUCUAGAGCGAAAUUGCCGGAAUUCUUCCUACUCCGGCUGCACCAAGUGUCUCGGUGCCCUCCAGAAGCUAAAAGGCGAUGGCAAAAACGGAACGGAAGAAGGCGGCGAUAGGGCGAGCAAAAUGUUCAGCAGGGACUGCCAGCUCAUGGGGCUUACUUGGCUGCUAGCAAGGAACAAAACAGCGUACAUUCCCACAGUGUCAGCUGUAUUGCGCGCCAUCAUGUACAGUGCGCACCCCCCACACGAGUCCAAGUGCAGCCCAGACCAGGAGAACAUGCCGUUGGCCGUCGAUUCUUUGCAAUUCGAAAAGUCGUCGUCGUCGUCAUCCACAACGAUUUCACCGUUCUCGUCGUUGCCCAUUUUUUCAUUUCCGAUUUUGCCCCUAAUCAUGCUCCUUUUUAUGUCUUGUUGAGUCUGGCUUCUUUCUCCCGUGGCCUCGCAUAUGCUGUCGGGUCACGUGAAGCUACUAGACAAACGGGCAAGCGGGGUCGUUUUUGUCUUUUUCCUUGCCUCACUGUAAAUUUCGCCUCGGUUCAGAAUCAGUUUUCACACCUCGGUCUUUUACACAUUUACGGUUUUACCAUUUCCAAUUCUAUAUUUUCAUUUUUCUCA